AUGGGGACUGCUAUUUCGGUGUGCCGCAAUGUGCUGGAUGCUGCCUUCAUGGAUGAGGAGGAGCUGUCAUCCGCGCUAGCCCAGCAGUACGGGCCACAGCUGCUCCUUCGUGUUGAUGCAGCGCCUAUACGCGAUGGCCCCGGAGUUCACGGAAAUCCGUUCCGGCUGACGGAUGAGGUAAUACUGGAGGGUGUGGAGACCGUGGGGGUCUAUGCCCAGUUCAUGGCGCGCUUCAGCAUGGCGCGACGCUUCCGAUCGGGUUCCAAACCUCCGUUCACUUGGCCAACUACGGAGCGAGCAUGUACGCCGCAUGUUUUCAUGCGGGCGAGGGUGGAAGGUACAUCCAGGUACGUUUUGCUGGACUUCUGUGCAUCCUUGAGCGAGCAGACGCUGGCUCAGGUAAUGCUUUCUUUACAAGACAGCAAGGAGAUGAUCCAGUAUGCUGCCAACUUCAAUCAGUACCUGUCUGAGGCAGCUGCUGCCGAUGGUGGAGGAGAUGUUCCUCAAGUCAAGAUUUGUGCGCCUGUGGGCUGCCGUGUGCUGGACAGCAAGAUUCCGCAGCUGACAAACUCGGAUGCUUAUGUGGUCAUCAUGGACUACCCGGCAACCGACGUCACUAAGUUUAUGCUGGAUGGUACAGAGGAGUAUCACGAACUGGCACAAACCUUCUUCCAUUACGUGCUUUGGCAAAGUGGUGGCCGGGCCCUGCCUUUCGACCUUCAAGGAAUUGAAACUGGUCAGGGGGAUCUUGUCCUCGCAGAUCCCUGCCUCCUUCGGGAGAGUGACGAUGUCUCAGAUCAGUGUCGCGAAGAGGCUUUCGCUGUCCUGCACAGGACAUGCGGGCAGCUAUGCAAAGGCUUCGAUCCGCACCGGCGCAGCGGCAAGGUGCGGAGAGUUUGUGGUGUACCAUCCUGCAGCUUGCAGACCGCGCUGCGUUGA
Molecule: messenger RNA, 939 nt
Organism: Symbiodinium pilosum
Lineage: Eukaryota; Dinophyceae; Suessiales; Symbiodiniaceae
Source: the annotation of a GenBank genome assembly